UAUUGCUUUUUUCAGCAAUGCCGAAAUGUUGGAGGGUAGGAGCUAGCAGGAGCCGCAGUAUUGUGCAUGCCGGAGAUAUGAAUGACAGCACGUGUAUAUGUAACUAUCGUCACAAGAUGAGGGCCAAUGCAAAAUUGAAUUAUGGAGUGACGUGUGCUCGUAAUGAAAUUAGUUAAAGUCUUUGCUAGAUAGAUUUAUUCGUGACAAGAGGGCGAGCAUAAACAUAUGACGUGGAGUUAUGUAUUUGGGUACGCCGACGAAGUCAAAAAAUCGAAAUGGUGAACGAAGCAGACGUGCAACUGCAGAAUCAUUUUUUGUUACGAAUAUGUAUUUUUAUGGGCGAGAACUAUGUUUUGUUUUGGCGAUUAUCAUCACUACGUACGCUGCACUACAAAAUGCGCCUCCAAAGAUUUCAAAAAGUCCUCCAGCAGUACCAUUUUUUCCACGUACUUCGCUAGUUGCUGACUUCUUCCAGGGUAACUUAAUGUCAGCUUUUCAACGGAUUGCCGAAUGUGAUGUCUCUUUCAUAAUGUACUAUGCUCCAUGGGAUGCCGAAAGUCAAGUAUUACGUGACCAGUUUAAGGCCAUCACUCAGUUUUACUACCGACAGGUGUACUUUGCUGCAAUCAACUGUUGGCAACCUCGAAGUGAAUGCCGUCAGUAUUUCACAAAAUUGGUACACUUUCCAGUAUUCAUAGCUUACACACAGCAUGCAAAAGGAAUACAAUAUCGGGGGCCAAAACAUGCAGCAAAUAUGGCACGUUUCUUGACAAAUGUUAUUAGACCACUUGUAAGAAUUGAACAGCCAAAUGACUUACAAGAUCUCCUUGCUCGCCAUGAUGCUGUCGUGGUUGGGUACUUUAACUUCUUGGGCUGCUUGGGGGCACCAGGCUAUCAUACUUUUUACAUGACUGCUCUGAAAUACUUGGAACAUGAUUCACAAAGGGAAGUAGCAUUUGCAGUGGUAACAAAUGCUAAUGCAGCAGCUGUAUUGGGUGUUGAAAUUCUUCCUGCAGUCAGUCUUCACCUCUGGAAUGAGACCAAGGAAUAUCCCAGAGAUGCAGAAUUUUCAUCAGAGAUGCUCAUGAAGUGGAUCCUUGAUAAUAUACACCAGGUUUCAGUCUGGUUGUCCCCACCGGGAGUGAAGAGCCUCACUCUGUCACCUUUUGUUGAAGAUGGACCAGUUUUGAUUCUAUUUGCACCACGUAAUCCACUUCAACCUCACAACUACUACUAUGAUCUGCUCAGAGAAUUUGGCUUGGAGUAUCACAACUGCAACAACAAUACACAAGUUAAUAUGCUGAUAGAAAUACUAUCUGAACAUCAGCAGGAGUCCAGGCAGAAUCUGAAGAGAUCAGUGGUUGAAUGUGAUUAUUGGUUAAAAGUGAAGCACCAUACAACUUCCUGCAACAGUGAAAAACCAAUAUGUGUUGUUGUGAAAUCUCAGUGGCUCAAUCAUAGUUUGCCUUUACAUAUUUCUCACCAUUCUGAAGCUGUGGACUACUGCACUAAAACCUGUUCAAAUGAGCCGCUUACCCAUAGCUCUGUUUUUGAAUCAUUUGCAUAUAAUACCUGUGCCCAUAGCGAAAGUGGUACUGGAUGUAAUGAAAAUUAUACUCCGAACAGUGCUCAUGUAAGCAGACCAGGCAGUGACAUCCACUCUGCCACAGAGUUGUACGGUUUCUGGAUGUGGGAGCAAUGCCGCCUCCAGCGCUGGGCGAGGAAGUUGCAUCAACCAGUUUUUCCACCUAAAAGUCCUCUGCCAAUCAGUGGAGACUCUCACAUUGGGCUGGCAUGCCGUACCAACCUCAGUCUUUCCCUAAUUGCAAUGGACAGCCUGCAGUACCGUCACUUUGCCGAAGGACUUGGUGUGGGCUCCAGUGUUGAGACAGCUGUUGUGAUCUUUAAUGCAGCUGUAGAAAGUGCAUAUGUAUUGGAAGGAAAACCUAGCAAAGGAAUGAUAGUUGAUUUUGUGUUGAAUUAUACUCAGGGUAGCUUGAAAAGGUCUCUGCGAUCCAGCCCUGAAUUUCACUGUGAUCAUGAUAAUUCUGGUCACGGACAAAAAAUAUGUAUUCCAGAGCUAACUUCACUCACAUUCCAUCAUUUUGUGAUGGAUCCUCAGGAGGAUGUUGUGCUGAUGUACCAUUCACCAUUCUGCGCCUUUUGCCAUAGUGUGGCCUAUGUUUUUCUCACAGUUGCUCGUUAUUUUAGAAGUGUCCCAAGAUUGAAGUUUGCUCGUAUUGAUGGUGAAAAUAAUGAUCUCCCUUGGCAAUUCACUGUUCAUCAUUAUCCAAGUGUACUAUUUUUUCCUGCACACAGGAAAUCGGAGAGUCGUGUAUUCCCACACAAUCUGCCGGUAACUGUGCCUAAUAUGGUAGCUUUUGUGCUAUCAAACACAGAAUAUGGCCCACGACGACUUGUAGCAGUUGCUGGUCUAUGUGCAGGCUGGGGAAGGGGAAGAGAUCCUGCAGGAGCACGUGACUGUGUUGCACGCACUCGUAGGGAAAAUUUAGCAGCUCUCGCAGCCACCCUAGCUGAAAUAAGAGCAACACUAAGACGAGGAGGCGGAGUCAGUGAGACACGUGCUGGCCGCCGUUUACUCCGCCGUUUGCAACAUUUGCGACAUCUGCAUCUACAGCUGGGAGCAGCCGAUUAUGUGACAGAUGAGCACAUUUCGAUAGCUGAAUCUACUGCUUUUCAGGAUAAACUCUGACAGAAGGCUUAGCCAUCAUCAGAGAAAUGGUCUCGGGUUAUUAAGACAGGCAUUCCAGAGUACAUAUUAAGUGGAUUGCUAUCUUUCCUGCUGACAGUACUAUAGAGAGACUGAAAUAUUAGGAUGUGUUGUUUGUUACUUCUCUGCAUGCAUGUGUCUCAAAACAAGUUAUGGCUGGAGAAAGUUUUAACAAGAAGAGAAUGGAAUGAAUUUUUAAUGUCAAUGAUGUAUACUGUGAUCAUUGGGGGACAAUUUUAGUGUUACUGUCUUGUGAAAGAGCUGUGCUUUCAUUGUGUGUGGUCGUCCUGUUGCUGUUUUCACGGUGAUAAACAUUAGUGAGUGACUUUAAAUGAUGAUAUUUUUACAUUUUUCUGAAGAAUGCGUGGAGAAUUUACAAAACUUUUGGAAUUCUAUAGGGGCCAACAUAUCUUAACGUGUUUUAAGAUAGGACAUUGGAUUAUAUUGCUAUUGGAGAUAUUUUUUUAUGAAGCGGUACUGACGGGUGCUGCAUUAAUAUUUUUCAUAGUGCUAAUGAACUAAAAGGGAUAGACUAAAGUGUUGGAGUGCUAUAUAGAUGCAUUGAUCAGUGAUUAUUGUUAUUGUUGUUAUUUUGUUUAUUAAUUUAUGGAAUGAUUUUAACUUAUUUAUCACAAUAAAUA
Messenger RNA from Schistocerca piceifrons (Central American locust), 3372 nucleotides. Its product is annotated as thioredoxin domain-containing protein 11. NCBI's taxonomy places the organism in Eukaryota, Metazoa, Arthropoda, Insecta, Orthoptera, Acrididae. The transcript is spliced from 11 exons. The coding region runs from base 239 to 2713 and encodes 824 amino acids. The record is from RefSeq and is a predicted model, not a curated record.